Molecule: messenger RNA, 4899 nt
Organism: Aedes aegypti (yellow fever mosquito)
Lineage: Eukaryota; Metazoa; Arthropoda; Insecta; Diptera; Culicidae
Product: solute carrier family 41 member 1
Exons: 10
Coding region: 1084-3042 (652 amino acids)
Biological process (GO): monoatomic cation transport
Cellular component (GO): plasma membrane
Molecular function (GO): monoatomic cation transmembrane transporter activity
Source: RefSeq, a predicted model, not a curated record
GUAGGGAGUCUUUCAGUAGGGGUGAGAAUUCAGUCGCGAUCGGUUCGCGGUACAUCCUAAGCAUUCAUAAAUAGGGGGUUUUGUUGGGCCAACGGAAACACUGAAAAUGGGGUGUUGGGAUACAUAAGAAAGUGUUUGCUAGUGUACCUGUAACUAAUUAGAAGAAGAAACAGUGAGUGGGUUAAUGAAAUAAUCAAGUGAGAAAGGACACCGAUAAACACCGAAGAACUGUUCCGUGAAAUGCACUAGCACUAAUCGAUUAGCCGAACUCUGUGUAUCGUACUACUCGAAGAAAUACGACGAACUUAUCGAAAAUUUUGAUUCACAGCUUAUCACAAAUGUCAGACAUCGGCAGCAGGGAGCUAUAAAUCAAACAAGUUUCACGUUCCAAAGCACCAGUCCAAAAUCAGUUUCCGAAGAUUAGGAAAGCAUCCAACGGCGGCAGAAGAAGUUGAAGAAUACAGUGUUAUCUAAGCAGGGAUUUGUGAGCCCUCGACAAUCCAAACCUUUGUUGACUUGUUUUUGUGUCACCCUUUGAACCCUUUUGGAGCGGAUCUGUCUACUCGUCAGUACAUCUUGGUCCCGAAAGUUCCAUUUUGGAAUGGAAGUAGUUGCUGGCGUAAGGAUCGCAUUCCCGUAUCUACUGAAGGUGAACGAAGCACUGCUUGGAACCUCGGAAUACGAACGCGAUUUCAAUUAUCUGAACGGCCGACUAUUGGUGGCAGCCGACACGCUGGAGCAAGUUGUUAGCCCAGAAGUAGAAAACGCGUAAACGCGCCUCAGAUGAGAAACGUCGAAGAAGUAGCAGCCCAAGUGCCCUAGAGGAAUCCAGCUAGUGGAAGCAUUCACUUUCAUUAGCUGAUCGAUCUCUCCUUCCAAAAGCCAAACCAAGCCAUCGUAUUGAGUCAAAUAUCACCAACGCCAAAUUACACCAGUUCGCGCCAAUCUCUUCGAUCAAGUCCAGAGGACAUCAAUUGCAUCGCAAUUCGUGAAAAAGUAAGACCAAAGCGGUCCAGAUCUCUAUAGCUAGUGCCAGCAUAGUAGAAAUAGUAGCAACUAACGGGGACGGCAAACAGGUUAGCAAUGAAUCAGAAGCUGAAGCCAGUGGACGACCAGGAACAGCCACCGCCAUUGGUGGUUGAUCCGACGGAUCUUCUCUACAGUAUAGAUCUCAAUGGUGCCCAAGAUGAGAGCAUCGUACAUCGAAACGGUAGCAUCAGUAACAAUAGCAACAUCAACUCUAAUAUUAGCGUCAACAACAACAAUAAUAAUAACAACAACAAUUCAAUCGGUGCUAACAGUUUUAAGUCUGACGACCUAAGGAUUGAUGUCCGAGGAGUACCAGAGUACUAUCGAACCGAUGAUGAUAGUUAUAGACCGUUUACCAUCUACGGAAACCACCACGGUGAGUUUGGUGAUGGAAACGACAAACUGUCCGUUCUACCAGCUUCAACGACCGGCUCAUUAAGCUCAAUCAUAACGACGUCCGUGGCAUCCUCCGAACCGGAUCGUGGUGAUCUUCGUGACGGUGGCGUUGGCGGCGGUGGUGAUGACGACGAACACAAUGUAGUAGCGACGGCGGCGGGCGGCGGCAAAUGCGCCGGCGGUGGCGGUGGCGGUCCCGGCGGACACGGACGCGAAAUCAAGCAGGAGAAAUGGUGGGAAACGACGCUGCAGAUCUCGAUUCCGUUCUUCAUCGCCGGCAUCGGGACGAUCGGGGCCGGUAUCAUCCUGGGACGAGUGGAGGCGCGCUGUGCGCUCGAUAGCGAGAUAGCUCUGAUUAACUUCAUCACCUCGCGCUGGAAAGUGUUCCACCACGUGACGGAGCUGUUCAUCCUGGUUCCGGCCCUGCUCGGCCUCAAGGGCAACCUGGACAUGUGCCUGGCGUCGCGGCUUUCGACGCAAUCGAACCUCGGCAACAUGUCCAGCACCCGGGAAAUCAUCCACAUGAUCGUGGGCAAUAUCGCGCUAGUGCAGGUGCAGGCUACGGUGGCAGCCUUCAUCGUGUCCCUGUUUGCAAUGGGCGUCGGAGCGGCCAUGAACGGGCGGUUCCUGUUCGACCACGCCAUGCUGUUGACCGCAUCGAGCAUGUUCACCGCAACGUCGUCAUGUUUUGUACUAGACUUUGUAUUAGUGGCUGUGAUUUUACUGUCUAAUAAGUUCAAAAUGAAUCCGGAUAACCUGGCAACACCGUUAGCCGCGUCGAUCGGUGAUGUGGUUUCCAUUAGUUUACUUUCCUUCAUAGCGUCGCUGCUAUUUGAACAUCUAGACACGCAUCUCUGGAUAACAUUCGUCGUGGUUGCCUGUUAUUUUAUUCUGUUACCAUUUUGGGUAUUUUUAGUAUUUAGAAACAAGUACACGCGGCCUGUAUUGACAACUGGAUGGGUGCCCGUUCUGUCGGCCCUCUUCAUUAGUGGAUUGGGUGGCCUAGUGUUGGAUAAGGCCGUCGAAGUUUUCAAAGGUUUCGUCGUGUUCCAGCCCAUCAUCAAUGGCAUCGGUGGCAACCUGGUAUCCGUUCAGGCGAGUAAAAUCUCCACCAUGCUCCACCAGAGUUCGAUCAUUGGCAUCAUUCCGCCGCACGCUAAGAUCUUUGAAAUGCCAUGGAAGGCACUGUUCAAGGGAGUUCCUUACGCCAAAACUGCUAGAAUUCUGAUCCUCAUGUCAAUUCCCGGACAAGUGCUGUUCAUCUUCGUUGCUGACUACAUCCACAUGUCCGAAUCAACCAUUGGUGCUCCGUUUGUGUUAUCAUACAUGCUCGUCAGCUUGAUACAGGUUAUGUUGCUCCUGUACAUUGCUCACAUCAUUAUCCAUGCCAUGUGGAAGUGGAAGAUCGACCCGGACAAUUCGGCCAUCCCGUACCUGACGGCGUUGGGCGACCUGCUGGGAUCGAGUCUUCUGGCACUGGCGUUCCUGUUCCUACAGUCCAUCGGACAUGCUUAUGGGGAAACCAUAGAGGAAUUUGGCUCCGCCAUCGCCACAACCAUGUCCUUCAGUCCGGUGGAUAUCGAUUUGAGCAAGAAUUUCGCCCCAAAAUUGGCCUAGAUGAUUGUUCUUCCGUUGCAUCGCCGGUUUCUUUUUGCCACUACCUACACUUCUUUCGUUCUGCGUGUGAUUCGAUUGCUGUCUGAUUUCUAUUCUGCACAUAUUAAGCACAAGUGAACAUAGUUAUUUAGAAUAGCGAUAUUUUUGUUUCUUUAUGUUGUACACCGAAAAGGCAGGUAAUAAAUUCGAAAAUGUUUAAGUUAUCCAAGAGAUUCAGUCGAUAGAAUAUGGAGAGAAUAUGUACCAAACGUAGUUCAUUGUCAAAGAUAAAUUUUAAACAAUUACCUUCAAAUUCAAAACUAUGUGAGAAUAAUAGCACUAUGUUUGAACUAUCCAAGUGGAAUGAUAUGUUAUAAACUCAAAAUUUAAUUUAACAGAUAUCAAGCUCACACUAGCUGAGGUCAGUUUAUUUACUGAUAAAAAAAUGAAUAAUUUAAAACGAAUCAAUCAAUCAGAAAAAUUGUAUAUAAAAAUCCUUUUUAUCCAUUAUUUUAUUAUCCUUGAGAUCUCUCAUUUUUUAACGUUGCCUAAAAAAACUGUUCGAAAUUACAGCAUUCGCUAUAAUUAAUUUACUUGGCUUCACUGCUUAUUUAUUGCAAUGUUUUCUUCUUGAUUAUUAAUUUAAACAAAACAGAAAAAUAUAGCGAUCAUAAAAGAAGAAUGACAUAUUUUAACAGUAAUACGGAUCUCCUAAGAAACAGAAGAAAAAUCAAAUUAAAAUUGACAGCUUACUCUCAUUUAAAAAAGAGACAGAUUUGUAGUGCCUCUAAAUGCUUUCAACUCAUCAGUUCAAAGAAAGUAUAACAAAACUCGAUUCGAAGACAUAAAUCACACAUCAUUGCCUUCCUCCUCAUAAAAAAAAUCCCGGCAGCAUCCUAAACACAUCCGAAAAAUAUAGUAGAUUAUGUUCUCCAUCAAACCUAGCAUCAUACCUUGGAAAGUCAAAACAUAUAUUUAUAUACGAGACAAUAAGCGAUUGGAAGAUUCACUACGUUGACAGUCCUGGAAUAUCCUUAAGAAAAACAGUCAUUGAACGGAAUCGAUGAAAAAACCAUAACUAACAGAAAAAAGAAUGUGAUACUAAUUAAAACAAAGCGAGACUGUGAGGCAAGAAAUGGAGAUUGUUGGAAGCGAAGUGUAGAUCUUAAAAAAUAUUAGCAAACUACCAAAAUGAAUAAAUGAAUGAAGCAACCCGGUAGAUAUCAGGUAUGAGCAGAAGCGAAAAAAUAAACACGAAUUGAUUGAUGUUCACAUUCAGGGCAGAAUGAUUAUAAAAAGCGCAAGAAUAUUUUUGUCUUAGAUGAAACAACCUAUUGUAACAAUCUGAAAAUCCAAUAUAAUCAAAACCAACCAAAAAAAUAAAUUCAAAAUAGCAAAUGGAAUGAAUAAGCAAGACAGAAGAAAAAAAAUAUCGCAAUAAAAUAAAUCGAUGUAACUUAUCAAAUAAAAACACACAACAACCAUUUCAAGUGGCAGAAAACAAUUACAAACUUGAAAAAAUGGAUCGCAUUUGAUAUAUUCAUCUAUUGAAUUGUAAAUUGAAAACAAAAUAAAGCAUAGAAAAGGUUAACAGCAAAUGAUCCCAUAAGCAACAUAAAAGUAUUAGAUGCGAUUCCUCUGAGCAUGGAAACAUAAAUUAAACAUCAGAGAGAAAUUUUAAAAUUCAAUUAUCUCACAACAACUGAUUUUGAAACAUGAACAGAAAUAGGUACUAGAACAAAAUAACACUUGAACAACCAACCGCAGCUAUACCACGAUAAAUAUUAAAACUAUGUAAACAUGGAACAAGCCAUGAGAAAUGUUGAAAGGAACAUGAGAAAAUAAACCUGUUGCAUUUGAUAACCUUAUCAAAAUGGA